Molecule: messenger RNA, 1689 nt
Organism: Lingula anatina
Lineage: Eukaryota; Metazoa; Brachiopoda; Lingulata; Lingulida; Lingulidae
Product: TLC domain-containing protein 1-like
Biological process (GO): lipid homeostasis
Cellular component (GO): membrane
Source: RefSeq, a predicted model, not a curated record
UUUGAGUAUGUUCAAAAACAACUCCAAAGGCUGCUUUUGUCUUCAUUCUAAUUAGCCGGAAACGGUGAUUUCAUACGCUCAAAGUUGUGCGUAUUAUCGACGUCACUCACGCUACUCAUACACUGUACGUACCCCUUUAAGCUAGGUGUGACAGGGCCUUCAGUGCAGUGUUACUGAUGAAGUCCCAAGUUCUAGGACGAAGGAGUUCACAGCUACGAUAGACCUAUUCCCACCCCUAAUAAGCCAAAUGGACGCUGCGUCAUUCAACGAGGAAUUCAUAUGGAAGGGCAAGGCCGUUGUCGUAAUAUUCCCCACGUCGUUCCUAUUCUUUACGGCACUUAAUCGACUGGUCAGUCAUUACACACCUGAGAAAUGCGCCGGAUACCCAGAUCGCUGGACAACUUACGUUAUAUCCUGGCUACAUGCUGUUCUGAAUGGCUCUCUGGCCUUAAUACUGGUCCUGACAGGCCGCGAGUGGUUUGAGAGCUCUCCCUGGGCGUUCUAUUUACACUGUAUAUCAGCAGGAUAUUUUGCCUACGAUUCUGUUGCUAUGGGAAUCAGUAUGGAACAAAUAGGAAGUUUCGACAUUUAUGCGCAUCAUGUCUUGUGUAUCUUCUUCGUCACGGCUUCGCAGUUUCCCCCAUGCGACCGAGUCACCUUCUAUGUUCUUUGGGAUUACUUGUGUGAGAUAACCAACGUCUUUCUGCACGGAAGAAAACUUUUGGCGAUGUUGGGGCGAAAAGAAUCGACGUUGUACAAGAGGCUCAAUAUGUUAUUUUUCGUUACGUUCUUCAUCUUCCGCUUCUUCCCUCAACUCCUCGUCUUUGUGAUGAUGAACGUUGACGUGUGGUACACUGGCCAGGUGCCGAUGAUUUGUUACGUCAGCGUCAUCCCGCAGCAAACAAUCGUGCUUCUGAUUGGAGCAAAUAUCGCAUAUCAAAUAUUGAAAAGGUCAAGACGUGACCCCAAGAAAGUGACCUCUGAUUGACCAGUGAAUGGGAACAGUAUGAAUCGUGCCCACAAGAGAUAACAUGAUAUAAUCGAAGGAUAACUGAUAAAUGCGUCAAUAAAUAUACACAACGCUACUUUGGUUGAAAAGACAUUUAUAGCCUAUAUAUUUAUUUUCUAAUUCGUUUACAAUUCUAUGCGGUCGACUUGUACCAUUAUUUCAAUUUAUUUUUCUUCUCAGUGUUUCUGUGUAAGGACUAGACAUGAACAAGUACAUGCGGGUGACUGAUGAAAAACGACACGUAGUUGUGAUUUGGUAACCUACUCGGCUGAUUUUCUUUCGAAUUGUUGAACAAUUUCUGAAAAAUCCACAAAAAACUCUUUUUUGUUUUUUUGAGUUUCUUUAAUUCACAGCAGUUUUGCUAGCAUCCACAACUUUUGUAUACUGGAUGUAAAAUUGUGUAGUGACAAGACAUGUGGUGACAGGUGAAUACCAACACGGCAUUGCGAGUCUAAAAGGAACGUGUUACAUUUAUAUUUAAUAUCCAUUUAUGGUUAAAUAACGUUUUGCAUUGGUUUAUAGACAUGGUACUGUUGGAUUGCAUGAAUAAUUUUAAAGUCACACCCCCACACACAAAGAGAGAGAGAAGGAGCUGAUAUAACAAAAAUAUAAGGACGAUGACAUAAGAAGAGGAAUUCCUUUAUUUAUCCAUGCUUCAGUCGUUGACAACAGAUACCAUA